AUGAAACUUUCGAUAAGCAUCGGUAUUUUGAUCAUUACUUUUUUCAUACUUUGCGCGUGUUUUCAUGAAUUACAUGCAUAUUAUUACUAUUAUUCCGGUAUAAGAAUCAAGAAUCAAAAUGUGACGUUUGAAUGUCUCAGAGACUAUGAAAGAGAAAUCGAAUGUGUUUCUGUGAGUUAUUAGUGUUACUUUUCUGAAUUAAUUGUAAAUCUUUAAAAAAAAAAUUAUAUUUGUUGUGCGAAAAAUUUGCUUUUCAGAAAAAAAUAUAUCUAAAGAAGGAAAACAUUUUUUCAAAUUAUGUCUUAAAAGAUAUUAAUUUUUUUUAAUAUCGAAAAAAUUUACAGGAUAAAGCUAUCAAACUCCAUCUGGAAUCAAAACCUGAAACUGUUUUCGAAUAUUGUGGUGCGAUUGAAAAGUGUUUCGAAUCAAAAUGUCACUUGUCAUUAUUAUAUCAUUGGGAGUUGAUAUUGUUCUGUGAUUACAAAUUAUUUUUUGUCGGUAGUAUGGGAAAAUGUGUUGAACAACUUUUUGAGAAAGAUAUCAAACUUGUUGGUGAAGUCGAUCAAGAUGGGGAGAAUAUUCGGAAAUAUUGCGAUAAUGGGGCAGAUAUCGCAGAGUUAUAUACAGUGGUAAUUCAAUUUUUCUUGCAUUCAAAAAUAUUUUUAUCAAUGUUUUUUUUUCCAGAAACACAACGCAUUGGCUGUAGCUCGUGGGAAAAUAGGAGAACUUGUCGAUCAUAAUUGA
Molecule: messenger RNA, 744 nt
Organism: Caenorhabditis angaria
Lineage: Eukaryota; Metazoa; Nematoda; Chromadorea; Rhabditida; Rhabditidae
Source: the annotation of a GenBank genome assembly